Molecule: messenger RNA, 1234 nt
Organism: Cyprinus carpio (common carp)
Lineage: Eukaryota; Metazoa; Chordata; Actinopteri; Cypriniformes; Cyprinidae
Gene: rgs22
Product: regulator of G-protein signaling 22-like
Exons: 11
Coding region: 1-1155 (384 amino acids)
Biological process (GO): regulation of signal transduction
Molecular function (GO): G-protein alpha-subunit binding
Source: RefSeq, a predicted model, not a curated record
AUGAUUUACACUGUCUGUGAAGUGAAGGCUCAGUCAGUGUUUGCUUCAGUGUCUGUGUUUCUGUGGCGUGUGUUUGAGGUGUUUGCCGUGGCCGUGAGGUAUGAUGGGAGCUCUGCAGGCUUCGAGCUGCUGGACCACACCGCGGACCGUCUGUCCCGCCGGAUCAGAGCCGCUCUGUUUGAGAUCCGGUCCAGAGCUGUGUCGGACCCGAGCUGGAUCCCUGCAGAACCCCUGCGAGACAACAGCUUCAGCGUCACUCGUCUGGACCGAGAGCAGACCGUCCAGUGGCUGAAGAGAGACAGACUGCCGUAUUUCCUGCAGAGCGACUGUUAUUUCGAGUUCAGGCUGGCUAAGUGUCUGUCCCAGCUCAGCGGUGCUUCAUCCUCUCCAGCGCUGCGGUGUGAUGACGAGUGCCGUCUUCUGUCUGCUCGGCGGUUUGGCAGUUCUUCAGAGGAGACGGACAGCAGCUUCAUCUCUCCAAACACUGACCGAUCAGAGCCGGACGACUGCAGCACAGCACACGGUCGUUCUCGAUCCAGCUUUCUGGAGUUUAAGAGGUCUCUGGUCGGCGGGCCGGGAGAGAAUAUUCUUCAUCUGUGGAUGGACAUCGAACGACUGAAAACACUCAGCGCAAAGACCAAGAGCAGGUAUUUAGGGUGGAUGAAGGGUCAGUAUGUGGUCAGCAGCAGCGCAGCGGCUCUGAGUGAACAGCUGCUCUCUAGACUGGGCUUGAACAGCACCACCUGCUGGAGAGAGGAGCGACUGCGGGACGUUCAGCCCCGUCUGUCAGAGAUCCUGCUGCUGUACUGGGGUCAGCGCUUCCGCUCGAUUCUGUCGGAUCAGUGGCAGAUAUGUGAGAGAGUGUUGAGUUCUUCUGUCUGCGCAGACACUGAUCCGCAGCCCGUCUGCACCUGCAGUGACAUGAGAGUUGAGCUGGACGGCACUGAGAUUCAGACACUGCUGGAGGUUCUACACACUGAAUCCAGAUCUGGUUUCUUUUUCACUCAUUUCUGUCAGAAUUCAGGGCAGCAGCUGUGGGAAAAUGCUGUGUAUUUCUGCUCAGAACUACUGCAGUACCACCAGCUCUUCUGCCAGAACAGAUUUGAUCCGUACAGAGCACAACGCAUGGCUCAGCUGCGUAUGCCUCGUACCUGAGCAGCGGCGCUCAGAUGAGUGUGGGCUUGAGCGAGGAGGACAGGAGAGCCAUUCUGCUGCGUCUCAGUCCCCCGUUCGA